Molecule: messenger RNA, 1752 nt
Organism: Peromyscus leucopus (white-footed mouse)
Lineage: Eukaryota; Metazoa; Chordata; Mammalia; Rodentia; Cricetidae
Gene: Slc35g2
Product: solute carrier family 35 member G2
Exons: 2
Coding region: 310-1548 (412 amino acids)
Cellular component (GO): plasma membrane
Source: RefSeq, a predicted model, not a curated record
CUCACGCCUCUUGGGGAGGGCUAAUCCUUGGGUCUAGGCAGGCAUCCUGGUGGUCUCCUGCGGGCUUCCAAUCCCUCAGCGGCCGCGGUGGGGGUUGGGGCAGCAAAGAGCGCAGGCGCAGUGCCCGCGUCUGGCGCCCCUCUCCUGGCUGGUCGCCCCUGGCUGUCCAGGCUGCAGUGGUCCUCGCCGAGCGCGCGGCGGCCUCAGCUGGCUAGGGAGGCCAGACCGAGAUCGCCGCCCCGGCUGAGUCCGCUAGAGUCCCGGGCGCAUUCGCCUUGCAGCGACUCACAGAAUUUGUUAUCUGAAGAAAUGGAUACUUCUCCAUCCAAAAAAUAUCCAGUUAAAAAACGGGUGAAAAUACAUCCCAACACAGUCAUGGUGAAAUAUACCUCUCAUUAUCCCCAACCUGGGGACGACAGGUAUGAGGAAAUCAAUGAAGACUAUGGCAAAUUUAUGGAAGAAAAUCCAAAGAAAAGUCUGCUGAGUGAAAUGAAGAGAAAAGGAAGAACUUUGUUUGGAACCAUGGACACUCAGCCUCCACUAACAGAAGACUCAAGAGCCAGUGGGAUGACACAAUUCCAGAGCUUUGCAGAAAAAAACAUUUUUCAGUCCCGAAAAAUGUGGAUAGUGCUGUUUGGAUCUGCCUUGGCUCAUGGCUGCGUGGCUCUCAUCACUAGGCUCGUUUCUGAUCGUUCUAAAGUUCCAUCUCUAGAACUGAUUUUUAUCCGUUCUGUCUUGCAGGUCUUAUCGGUGUUAGUUGUGUGUUAUUACCAGGAAGCUCCUUUUGGACCCAGCGGAUACAGAUUACGACUUUUCUUUUAUGGUGUAUGCAAUGUUAUUUCUAUCACCUGUGCUUAUACCUCCUUCUCAAUAGUUCCUCCCAGCAAUGGGACCACGAUGUGGAGAGCCACAACCACAGUUUUCAGUGCCAUCUUAGCAUUUUUACUUGUAGAUGAGAAAAUGGCUUACGUUGACAUGGCUACAGUGGUCUGCAGUAUCUUAGGCGUUUGUCUUGUCAUGAUUCCCAAUAUCGUUGAUGAAGACAGCUCUUUGUUAAAUGCCUGGAAAGAAGCCUUUGGGUACACUAUGACUGUGAUGGCCGGACUGACCACCGCUCUUUCUAUGAUCGUGUACCGAUCCAUCAAGGAGAAGAUCAGCAUGUGGACUGCACUGUUUACCUUUGGCUGGACUGGAACAGUCUGGGGAAUUUCUACUAUGUUUGUUCUUCAAGAACCGAUUAUCCCUUUAGAUGGAGAAACAUGGAGCUAUCUUAUUGCUAUAUGCAUCUGUUCUACUGUAGCAUUCUUAGGAGUUUAUUAUGCCUUAGACAAAUUCCACCCAGCUUUGGUCAGCACAGUACAGCAUCUGGAGAUUGUGGUAGCUAUGGUCUUACAGCUUCUAGUGUUACACAUAUUUCCUAGUGUUUACGAUGUUUUUGGAGGGGUGAUCAUUAUGAUUAGUGUAUUUGUCCUUGCUGGCUAUAAACUGUAUUGGAGGAAUGUAAGGAGGGAAGAUUAUCAGGAAAUACUGGACUCUCCCAUUAAAUGAAUACCAGGUUAUUAUUAUCUUGUUGAUGUCUAGUUACUAACAUGUACAUUGCCAUUUUAAUUAUUUACUUGUAGAUGUCUUUUGUGUUAUAUAAUUGAUAGAGUGCUAUAUUGAUAGAGUGCUAUAUCGUAUAAAUAAUUAUGCAGAUGCAGAAAAAUAUUCCAGACUAAUAUAUUAAAGCAUAAAUAUUAAAUAGAUAAAAUA